Messenger RNA from Notothenia coriiceps (black rockcod), 583 nucleotides. RefSeq names its product interleukin 22 receptor, alpha 2 (gene il22ra2). Gene Ontology annotation, biological process: cytokine-mediated signaling pathway. NCBI's taxonomy places the organism in Eukaryota, Metazoa, Chordata, Actinopteri, Perciformes, Nototheniidae. The record is from RefSeq and is a predicted model, not a curated record. Gene Ontology annotation, cellular component: plasma membrane. The transcript is spliced from 5 exons. Gene Ontology annotation, molecular function: cytokine receptor activity; protein binding. Bases 8 to 583 code for a protein of 191 amino acids.
CACCACCAUGAGCCGUCUGCUGCUGGGAGCCGUGCUGCUGGGGCACCUGGGAGUCUGCAGCGCCGCUCGCGCUCCAGAGACGCUCUCCAAACCCACCGAGGUGAGGUUCGACUCUGUGGACUACAAACACGUUCUGCACUGGACUCCGCCCGGCAACAGCAGCUCUCUGCAGUACUCCGUUCAGUGGAAGAUUUAUGGAGAGUUUGAUUGGUUGGACGUUGACGGCUGUCAGAGGAUCCAGAAGCCUCAGUGUGACCUCAGCGCCCUGACCUCUGACCUCAGAGAGUGGUAUUACGCCAGAGUGCACGCCUCCUCUCCGCCCGCCAGCAAAUCAGCCUGGACGCUCUCCCCGAGGUUCAGCCCGCGGUCGGACACCAAAAUCAGCUCUCCUUUAUUGAGGCUGAACCGCACGGUGCAAGGCAUUGUGGUCCGUGUGAAGCCCCCCAGGCUGCUCGUCAGGAAGAUGCACAACAGCCUGCAAUACAAGAUCUACCUCAUACACAGCAGUGGAGAAGAGGGGGCGGGGCUGACCUCUCAGGUGCAGGAUCAACAGGCGACAUCAGUUUACAUUCAGGGCGCUUAA